UACUUGGGGUUCAUAGGUGUUUUCUAGUUUGAAUGACUUCAUCCUCUGAUGUAACGAUGACGUCAAAGCUAAGGUCUAUAUCAUUGAGUGGGACAACUGAGGUGACUGAGGUGACUCGAACUUCAGACCAUGGAGACAACGUAUUAGGAUUCGCCAAUAAGAUACGUCACACAAAUCUCUUCAAUGACGUCACAAUAGUAGCUGACAAUCGAAGAUUUCCAACCAAUAGAAUGAUCCUGGCGACUUAUUCAAAAUAUUUCGAACGUCUUUUUAUCUCACAGUUGACCCUUGACCCUAUCGUCCACCUUGAUGACGUAGACGCACAAAGUGUUGGGCUAUUAAUUGAAUUCAUGUACACAAAGCAUAUCAACAUUAAUAUUAACAAUGUGUGUGAGGUUCUUGCUGCGGCUGAUCUACUGGAAGUACAAUCUGCCAAAGAUUUUUGUCUUGAAUUUCUUGGGCGCGCCAUUUCUGUUCAAAACUGCUUCACCAUCCAAGGUAUAUCGCGACAAUAUAGUAGUGACGAACUCACCACCCAAGUCAAUGUGUUUAUAUCCGAACACUUUGACGUUGUGACGCAACAAGAGGAUUUCAAGAAACUGUCAAACAAUGACGUAGACAAUUGUUUAGGACACGUCAGUAACCUUGAUGUAUCCACGGAAUCCAUAUACACAGCCUUGGUAUCCUGGGUGAAACAUGAUCUAGAAGAGAGACGAUCCCAUCUUUCCCGUCUCACCUUUCAUAUCAGCUUCAAACAACUCUCGCCACAGUUUCUACAGAAGGAAGUUUUGUCUGAGCGAUUGAUUCGAAACGACCUGGACUGCAUGAACAGGGUUUGUGACGCAAUAUCCGGUCAUUUAAACAGAUUCUCGGAGCAAGAUCACGCGACGCGCUUUAUUUACAUCGGUGGAACAGAGACACUGUGUGACGUCACAAUGUAUGAUCCGUCUGGAAAGAAACGAACGAUUUUACCGAACCUCGUAAACGGACGUGACGUAGCAUGCGCGGCUAUGGUUGGCUGCACGUUGUUUUUCAUUGGUGGAGAUUUGAAUGUUGGCGGGAAGGAAAGUCCAUCAAACGCCGUGGAUUGUCUUAAAAUGGACGAUGAUAAUUUAUUCUGGGUGAAAGCUGCUCCGAUGAAUGUAAAGCGGGUGUUGGCUGCUUGUGCUGUCAUACAAGACACGAUAUUCGUCGUAGGAGGUCACAAGAAGAACCAGUAUCUAUCAUCAGGGGAAUUUUAUUCACCUGUAUUCGAUACUUGGGAGAUGAUCGCUAACAUGAAGCAAUCAAGACACGGUCAUGCAUUGGUUGCUUGUAAAGGUCGUUUAUACGCCAUCGGUGGCCACGGUGGUAAACAUUAUCUUUCAUCGGUAGAACGAUAUGAUCCUGUAGUUGGUGAAUGGAGUGACGUAGCACCCAUGCAUUCACCCCGAUGCUGGCCGUGUGCUGUCGUCAUUAAUGACGUCAUAUACGUUAUAGGUGGAAGGUCAGAUCGCGACAUGACGUUGCGAAGUGUCGAGAUGUAUGACGUCAGCAAAGAUAUUUGGUGUCACGUGAGCGAUAUGAACCGAUACAGAUGCGCGUUUGGGGCGUGUGUUGUGAAUGGAAAGAUAUUUGCUAUAGGAGGGCUUGGCUUCGAUGGUUCCACUGAAAGAAGCACGGAAAGUUACAACCCCGCAAACGACGAGUGGAAAGUUACAGAAACAUUCACAGCCAAGUUAUACAACCAUUGCGUCACAAGUUGGUGACGUCUUUAGAAGUGAUGUCACAAAUAUCGUGAAAUAUAUAAACUGUAACAUCUGCACGACGUCACGAGUUAUCAUUAAUGACAAUAUACAUACGCGACGUAAUAUGUAUGAUGUAGACUGUAGAUACUGUGUGGUUUCAUUUCUUCUAAAUAAUUUUAAAUAUUGUAAUAUCAGUUCGUGCAUUCAAAUACAUUGUGUGGAUACA
Ciona intestinalis (vase tunicate) is the source of this 1953-nucleotide messenger RNA. Lineage: Eukaryota; Metazoa; Chordata; Ascidiacea; Phlebobranchia; Cionidae. The record is from RefSeq and is a predicted model, not a curated record.